Molecule: messenger RNA, 1674 nt
Organism: Oryctolagus cuniculus (rabbit)
Lineage: Eukaryota; Metazoa; Chordata; Mammalia; Lagomorpha; Leporidae
Gene: FNDC4
Product: fibronectin type III domain containing 4
Biological process (GO): negative regulation of inflammatory response
Cellular component (GO): extracellular region; plasma membrane
Molecular function (GO): protein binding
Source: RefSeq, a predicted model, not a curated record
AUGGCUCAAACCAUCCUCCUCGCCACCCCUCAGCCCUCCCGCGCCCGCAGCAGACCCCCUCCUCCCAGGUGCCCGAGACCCUCGCCACUGCGCGGGUCCCCGCGCCCCCGCCGGCUCGCGGCUGAGCGAGGCGAGCGAGCCGGCGGGACCCGGGAGGCCGCCAUUGAGAGGGUCGUGGGAGGAGCCCCGAGAGAACCGGGUGGGGGGGCUCCCCAGACCCGCGCCCGUGCCCGCGCCGCCUCUGCCCCCUCCGCAGCUCGGCCCCGCGCUGCCCGCCUCGCCGGGCCGGCGCCGGGAUGGGGUAGGGGCAGCGCCGGAGUCGGGCGAUGGGCCCCGCUCUGGGCACCGAGCAGCCCCUCGAGGCCUGACCGACCGCGAGGACCCGCGGAGGACCCCGCCUGGAAUGUCAAGCGGAUACCCUCGUGCCCCGCAGCGGACGCGGUGGGGACCAUGGCUUCGCUGAUGCCCCUCUCCCCAUAUCUAAGCCCCACGGUCCUCUUGCUGGUCAGCUGCGACCUGGGCUUUGUGAGAGCGGAUCGGCCGCCCUCUCCUGUGAAUGUGACUGUCACUCACCUCAGAGCCAACUCAGCCACCGUGUCCUGGGACGUCCCAGAAGGCAACAUCGUCAUUGGCUACUCCAUUUCCCAGCAACGGCAGAACGGCCCCGGGCAGCGUGUGAUCAGAGAGGUGAACACGACCACACGGGCUUGUGCGCUCUGGGGCCUGGCUGAGGACAGUGACUACACGGUGCAGGUCAGGAGCAUCGGCCUCCGAGGAGAGAGCCCUCCAGGGCCCCGGGUGCACUUCCGAACUCUCAAGGGUUCUGACCGACUACCCUCCAACAGCUCCAGCCCAGGUGACAUCACGGUGGAGGGCCUGGACGGAGAGCGGCCGCUGCAGACGGGGGAGGUGGUCAUCAUCGUGGUGGUGUUGCUCAUGUGGGCUGCUGUAAUUGGGCUGUUCUGCCGUCAGUAUGACAUCAUCAAGGACAACGACUCCAACAACAACCCCAAGGAGAAGGGGAAGGGGCCAGAACACAGUCCUCAGGGAAGGCCAGUGGGGACGAGACAGAAAAAGUCACCAUCCAUCAACACCAUCGACGUUUGAGUGACGAAACAGAACUCGAAGACAGCUGCGCUAAGGACCUGGGGAUGGGGCUGGGGUCAGGCUCAGGGACAGCCUACGACGGUGAUCUGCCCAAGUCUCCCAGAGGGUGAUGGCGCUCCCACACUCUCAGGCUGGUACCCAUCCUCUUUCCACUGUGAGGAGGGCCCGAAGGUAGGUCUGUUAGAGCCUGCACCCCUGGACCUGGAGAGCGGCUGUGAGAUGGGAUAGCUCCUCCCAUCCCGCAGGGCCAGGGGAGCGUGACCUGUUCAACACUACCCCAUUCGGUCCCAAAGAGGGGCCCCAUUUCACCUGCAUCAGGACUCUCGGCACCCCCAGCUGCUCUCACGUCUUGCCUCUGGGCCUCAGAGAGGGGCGCUGCAGCGGGCCCUCCUCCUCUCCCAGCAGACAGAAGGCGUCGUCCGGGCCUAGAGGCAGAUGCUGUACUGCACUACUCUAAUGUCUUCCACGGAGCCUCAGGUGCUCCCCCGCUCACCGGCAGCCCCUGCAGCUGCUGGUGAUCUCGCCCCUUGGACAUUUUUCCAAUAAAGGUUCUUGGACAAACUGGAA